This is a messenger RNA of Knipowitschia caucasica, 273 nucleotides long. The record is from the annotation of a GenBank genome assembly. Lineage: Eukaryota; Metazoa; Chordata; Actinopteri; Gobiiformes; Gobiidae.
AUGACGCAGAUCGUGCUCCUGCAUUUCCGACACAACAACCCGCACUCCCCCCUCCAGGAGCGGUCUGAGCCUCCACGGUCCUCCCUGCUCCACGCCCGGGCUUCGGCUCUGAGUCUCGCCAUGGCAGAUGGAGAGAAGUCCCCGCUCCUGUCUGACCUCGGGGAUGGAGCUCUCGGAGGAGGUAGCGAGGGAAGCGGCCUCAACAAACCCCAGAUGAGGGAGCAUCUGUCGGUCAGCACCAACCAAUCACAGCGCGCAGGAGGCGGGACAUAG